Molecule: messenger RNA, 606 nt
Organism: Hepatospora eriocheir
Lineage: Eukaryota; Fungi; Microsporidia; Hepatosporidae
Source: the annotation of a GenBank genome assembly
AUGAGACAAUCAAUUAUUAGACAAACAUCUGGUUUUCCUACAGGUGGGAAUAUUUUCAUAAAACCUUUUUAUCAUCUUGGUUGUCUCUAUAGAGUAGAUCAUCCUGAUAUAAUAAAAGAUCACAUAUAUGCUCUUAAAGUAUUUGAACAGGGCUCUCAAUUAAACUGUAAAGAUUCAUCAUAUGCAGCAGCUCAAUAUUAUGAAGAUGGAAUCUAUGUUAAAAAGGAUAGUGUUAAAUCAUUUUGUUUAUUUAAGAGAGCAGCUAGUUUAGGACAUCCAGAUGCAAUGGUCAAGAUAAGUCUCAUACUACUUAGAGCAGCAUUCUUUAUGGGGGACAGAAGUCAAUAUAGAAAAAAACAUGUAGAGAUUGGAUUUAAGAUGCUUGAAAAAUCUGCAAUACAAGGAUGUUUACCUGGAAUUAUUUAUACAGCCAAAUGUUUAAGUCUUGGAAUAGGAACAAACCAAGAUUUACUACAAGCGCUAUGGUGGUACAGAAUAGCAGCUAAAUUAGGUGACAUAGAUUCAGAUAGAAUGGCAAGAAAGUUAAAAAAAGCUAUCAAAAAACAAACUAAACUUGAUCGAUAUUUAUUAAAGUUCGAUUUAUAA